Messenger RNA from Eleginops maclovinus (Patagonian blennie), 2681 nucleotides. Its product is annotated as multiple epidermal growth factor-like domains protein 6. The record is from RefSeq and is a predicted model, not a curated record. NCBI's taxonomy places the organism in Eukaryota, Metazoa, Chordata, Actinopteri, Perciformes, Eleginopidae. Bases 363 to 2681 code for a protein of 772 amino acids. The transcript has 17 exons.
UGUUGUGUGGGGGAGCUGUGGCCCCCCGCUGGAGCCAGCCAGUCCACAGGUCCAGUCAAACGGUCAGCUGUCGACCAGGAACAUACAAAGACCAGAGAGAAGAGUUAGCAUGUGUGAUCUGUCCAGUAGGACAUUAUUGUGUGGGAGGUGUAUCUUUACCCUGUCCUGCAGGGACUUAUGGCCCUAAUGAAGGUCUGCAGAGGCUGCGAGACUGCACAAUCUGUCCUGCAGGGUUUUACUGUCUGGAAGGCAGUUCACGGAGACCCACCUCCCAGUUCCUCUGCACACAAGGAUAUUACUGUGAGGAGGGCACCGUCACCCCUAAUGGGUCACCUUGCCCUGCUGGUACAGCGGGAGAACAAAUGGGUCAGACAAGUAGGGCAGCCUGCAAGAGAUGUAGGGAAGGACGCUUCUGUCCUGCAGGCUCAUCAGGUCCUGGCUUGCCGUGUGCUCGGGGGAGAUACUGUCCUGCUGGCACCUUGGAAGAAGUGAUUUGUCCUCGAGGCACCUUUACCCCUCAUCAAGGAGCCAUAAGUGUGAAGGACUGUCUCAAAUGCCCUGCGGGUUUUUACUGUCCUAAGGGGAGAAGCGACCCUGUGCCCUGUCCACCAGGCUCCUUUAACCCCUUAGAGGGUCAGGAUGAGUUGGCUGAUUGCAGGGAGUGCUAUGCAGGGAAGGCCUGCACACAGGUAGCCCUGAAAGCCCCAGAUGUGGUCUGCAUGCAAGGAUUUGUGUGUCCCCCUGGUUCUUCUCAACCCAACGCACCAACCAAUGCCUGCCCACCAGGGACACUGAGCAAUCGCUCUGACCUCACUGAUCGCUCACAGUGUCAGCAGUGUCCGGCUCGAUAUGCCUGUCUUCGAGGUACUGGUGGUAUCCACAGACCACCACUCUUCUGCUUUGCAGGACACUAUUGUCCCUCUGGAACUAUGUUCCCCACCCAGCACAAGUGUCCUGUGGGAACAUGGAGUGUUCAUGGUGGCCUGGAAGCUGAAAGUGAGUGCCUGCCAUGCCCACAGGGCUGGUAUUGUUUGGCUGGAUCCUCAUCUCCGUCAGGUCGAUGCAGCUCUGGACACUACUGCCCUGACGGGACUGCAUACGGCACCCAGUUUCCUUGCCCUGCGGGGACCUACAGCAUCCACAUUGGCAACCGAUAUAGAGAAGAUUGCCUGAUAUGUCCUGAAGGCUCUUUCUGUCAAAAAGGCACCUCCAAACCUUCACCCUGCCCACUAUCCACAUUUCGCCAUCUGAAAGGAGGUCGGAGGCAGGAGGACUGCUCUGCUUGCCCUGCUGGCUAUUUUUGUCCCCACUCAGCCACUGUCAACCCCAGAGUGUGUGGAGCUGGAAGCUACUCUGAUGAGGGCUCUGUGGAGUGUUCUCCGUGCCUGCAGGGCCACUACUGCAGUGAUGAGACUACCAGUGAGGAAGCCAUGUUAAGCAUCAUGGUGUGCCCCCCAGGCUUUCUCUGCUCUCAGGGUUUAGCCCGAGACCCCCAGCGCUCAGCCACACUUUGUCCUCGAGGGUUCUUCUGUCCAGGGGGAGGCAUUGAUCCCAACCCCAUUCCUUGCACCAAUGGUACCUAUGGUGAGUUUCCUGGUCUGCAGGAUGCUAGCGAAUGUGAUCAGUGUCCGGAGGGGAAGUACUGUUAUUCCCAGGAGCCGCAGGAGCAGCCUAUUACAAGGCCUGGCUUUCACUGUCCGGAGGGCACUUAUGCUCCCGAACCUUGCCCUGAAGGAACCUACAGCUCACGCCCAGCUCUCAGUAAUGGGUCUGAGUGCUCCUCUUGUGGCGGAGGACAGUAUUGCUCCAGUGUGGGACUCUCAGAGCCCUCCGGAAACUGUAAAGAGCGCUUCUACUGUAGAGAGGGAGCCAAAUCUGCAACUCCUGCGGAUGGGCCGACAGGAGGAUUGUGCCCAGCAGGAAGUUACUGUCCUCCUGCUUCGUCCUCUCCACUGCCCUGUCCACCCGGCACCUUCAGCAACAAUACCGGUCUCAGCAGACCUGAAGAGUGUGUCAGCUGUCCGCCAGGUUUCUAUUGUUUAGGUUCCAACAACACCUCCCCUUCAGGUCAAUGUUUUCCUGGUUUCUACUGUACUGGUGGCUCAGCGUCCCCUGUUCAGAGUGAAGCAGAGGAAGGUUAUUAUACCUUGGAGAGGGCAGCGAGGCAACAGCCAUGUCCUCUUGGCACUUAUCAGCCGCGUCGAGGUGCACAGUCAUGUGUAGAGUGUCAGGGAGGCAGACUGUGUAACCAGGCAGCCUUGUCCCACCCACCACUGUGUCCCACAGGACACUUCUGUCCCCGGGGUAUUCUGCUGCUCAACCCUGUCCUCCAGGCUCUUACUCUGACCGGCCUGGUGGUGAUGCUGUGCACCACUGUCGGCCGUGCGAGGCUGGAUGGUUCUGCAGCCGAGCCGGACUUUCUGAGCCUCAGGGUCUCUGUGCCCGGGACACUACUGCACCUCUGGAGCCUACACUGCCUCUCCAGUGGCUUUGGCGUCUGGAGGAGUUUGUUCUGCAGGCUACAUCUGCCCACGAGGGACAGCUUACCCACAGCAGCACCCCUGCCCAGCAGGAACCUGGAGCAGCACUGUGGGUGCCCAAAACAUGUCUUCCUGCUGGCCCUGCCCUCCAGGACUCUACUGCAACAAUACAGGACUCAGCAAGCCCUCAGGACUUUGUGA